Molecule: messenger RNA, 492 nt
Organism: Racocetra persica
Lineage: Eukaryota; Fungi; Glomeromycota; Glomeromycetes; Diversisporales; Gigasporaceae
Source: the annotation of a GenBank genome assembly
AUGCCACCAUCAUUAUAUAAUAAGUACGAAGUUAGUAGAUCAGAAGAAUAUCUUGGAAAGGGUGCUCAUGGAAUAGUUAUGAAAGGACUAGAUCUCUUAAACAACAAAGACGUCGCUUGUAAAUUUAUGUUUCGAGAAAGUAUGGAAAGUAUGCCACAAGAAUUUUAUAAUCGUAUAUCUGAAGAAGCAACCAUUAUUAGUAAAAUAAAACACCCAAAUAUUGUGGAAUUUCUUGAUUCCUGGAAAGGUCCUGAACAUACAAUCGUUAUUUUAGAAUUUCUGAAAGGUGGAAGUUUAUUGGCUUUUAUUAAUAAUGAACGAGAGAUAAAAUUCGAUGUUUGGGUUGGCUUGGCGUAUCAAAUCUGCGAUGCUAUUCAAUUUAUGCAUGAUAGUGGUUAUAUGCAUCGAGAUAUUAAAGCUGCAAAUAUUAUGUUUGAGGAUAAAUCUUAUAAAUUGGUCAAACUUAUUGAUUUUGGUUUAACAAAAGCAUUU